AUGGACCAUUCGGAGCACCACGACUACAGCCAGCACGCAAACAUGUCGAGCGGGGGUGCACAUGCAGGACAGGCCGGUCACACAACGGUCGAUCACAGCGCACACGAUCACACGAUGAUGGAUCAUGGUGCGCACGGUCAACAUCACGGUGCGGGUGCGGCGGGUCCAGCCGGUAUGGUACACCAUAUGAUGUCGAUGUCGUUUCACGGUGGCUACGACGAGACGAUCCUUUUCGAACAGUGGAAAAUCGAUAGCCUUAGCGGGUUGCUCUGGUCGAUGCUGCUCAUCUUUGUGAUGGCUGCGCUGUACGAGGGCUUGAAAUACUACCGGGAGCAUCUGUUCUGGCGGACGUACAAUGCGCUCCAGUAUCGCCCGGUCACGGUGACGGAGAAAAGCAAUGGCAAUGGUGUGGUGGCGGCCCCCGGUACAUCCGGGACCGCCGAACGGGGUGCUGGCGAAGGUCUUAAUGGAACCGGUGGCGGUGGUGCAGGACUGAACGAGGAGGGUGGCCGAAUCGUGCACAUGGUUGGUGAAGUGAUCCACAAGCAACCCUCGACCGGCUGUAGGCCGACAAUGCUGUCGCUGAUGCACCUGUACCAAACGUUACUGCACAUCCUCCAGGUCACGACGAGCUUCCUGCUGAUGCUAAUCUUCAUGACGUACAACACGUGGCUCUGUCUAGCGGUCGUCCUGGGUGCCGGUCUCGGCUAUUUCCUGUUCGGAUGGAAAAAGUCCGUUAUCGUCGACGUUACCGAGCACUGUCACUAA
Anopheles marshallii is the source of this 768-nucleotide messenger RNA. It is a transcript of the gene Ctr1A, whose product is annotated as high affinity copper uptake protein 1. Lineage: Eukaryota; Metazoa; Arthropoda; Insecta; Diptera; Culicidae. The record is from RefSeq and is a predicted model, not a curated record. Gene Ontology annotation, molecular function: copper ion transmembrane transporter activity. Gene Ontology annotation, biological process: copper ion transmembrane transport. Gene Ontology annotation, cellular component: membrane. Bases 1 to 768 code for a protein of 255 amino acids. The transcript is spliced from 6 exons.